CCGCCAUGCUGGUCAUGCACGACGAUAUCUCGGCUUCUACCUCUGCGGGCGCGGCACUACCGGCGCUGAUGAAGCGUGACGACAACCGGUUGCUGGUGUGGCAACAGGAGACGUCCAAUUUCCCACCUGAACCAACGAUGGCUCCUCCUCCCCCGCCUCCUGCCACAUCGGAGUCCAAUUCGCCUUCGCUCAAGAAGAAAAGCAACAACAAGCAGAUUUUUAUCUGCAAUGAAGUUCACUGUGGCAAGCAGUUCCCGCGAUCAUUCGCGCUCCGACGCCAUAUGCGCAUCCACACCGGCACGAAACCCUACGUGUGCGACUACGAAGGCUGCACGCAGCGCUUCAACACGUCGGGCAACUUAAGUCGCCACAAGCGUAUCCACAGUGGAGAGCGGCCGUAUCCAUGUAUCUUUGAGAGCUGCGGCAAGCGCUUCAACACGAGCACAAAACUCAAGAGACAUAUGCGCAUCCAUUUCCCCGAGGGCCAAAAUCUGUUCCGCUGUAUCGGUCAAAAUAAUUGCAACUGGAGCUGUGACAAUUAUAAAGAAUUUGCGCAACACCAAAAACUGCACCACAAUAUCAUCGUAGGCGCCCGACAAGAGAACAACUACACUCGGCAACACCAUGGCCUGCAAGAGCACGACCAACACACACCCGUCGCGGUUGUCGAUACAUCGACCGACAAGGACAACGACUACUUCUCCACCGCGGACACCACUCGCGAAUACUCGACCGAGAGCCUUCCGUACAACUCUCACCACGUCUCCGCUGCUCCGAGUGGUAGCUUCCUGUACGCCAGCAGCUACGACAAACCCAAGAGCAGCGUCUUGGCUCCCUCUACUCGCAACAAACUGAUGGGUCCACCGUUCUUCGGCUCGGAUCUCGGUGGCAGUCUCCCGACUAUGUUGCCCAAAGAUCAGAGCAAAAAGUCGCCGGAUCUGGAUCAUCUGUACGGGUCGGACCAACGUCGCCUCAAAUCGGGCCAUGCCUUCCCCUCCGUGCAGUACUCCAGCACUGGUGGCUCGUUCUCCAUCAGCUCCGACAGCUCGUUUAACCGCCCGAGCUUCACCACCAACAGCAGCCACUUCGCUCCACUUCGACCGGAAGACGAGCGAAGCUAUGAGAACCAAACGCAAAACCAGCAGCAGAUGCUGCCACCUCCAGGCAACCACGUACUUCGGCCGCCCCCACAAAGCAACGAUGAUGGCAAAUACGGCGGAUUUGCUGUGCCGCCCCCAAUGAACCCAGCGGCACCCGAGUUCACGGGUGAAGAGCUCAACGUGGUGCUGCAGCUCAUGAACGAGAAUUACUGACGAAUCAGCCGAAGCGCGGACUGGACUGUGGAAGUAAAGUCCCUGUAGUUAUUAAUUAAUACGAAGUACUGUGAUUUGUU
Molecule: messenger RNA, 1393 nt
Organism: Phytophthora infestans T30-4
Lineage: Eukaryota; Oomycota; Peronosporomycetes; Peronosporales; Peronosporaceae
Exons: 1
Coding region: 6-1313 (435 amino acids)
Biological process (GO): regulation of transcription by RNA polymerase II
Cellular component (GO): PcG protein complex; transcription regulator complex
Molecular function (GO): DNA-binding transcription factor activity, RNA polymerase II-specific; RNA polymerase II cis-regulatory region sequence-specific DNA binding
Source: RefSeq, a predicted model, not a curated record